AUGGGGGAGUUUAUGCUUAUGGCGUUUUUGUCCCUCGAUUUCCCUGGGGUUAACGCGCGUAGGCGCAGGUUCCCCGUCUGUGGCGGCUUCACCUACCCGCUCCACAUCGCCGUGCGGCUGAACUACGCCGCCGUGGUCGAGGGCCUCGUGAUCGCAGGGGCGGACCUUGACCUUCAGGACUCCGAGAAUCUCACGGCGAUGGCGCUGGCCUUCAAGCUGAACAGGUGUGGUUCCCACGACCGUCUGAUCGCCAUCCUCUCUGCCGCGAGCAUGGUGAGUGACACGUCGCCUCCUCCCCCUCCGCCUCCCCCUCCGCCACCCCCUCCUCCGUCUACGCCUCCCAAAAUUGCCUGGCACGACGCAUGA
Messenger RNA from Prorocentrum cordatum, 366 nucleotides. The record is from the annotation of a GenBank genome assembly. NCBI's taxonomy places the organism in Eukaryota, Dinophyceae, Prorocentrales, Prorocentraceae.